Molecule: messenger RNA, 1754 nt
Organism: Stomoxys calcitrans (stable fly)
Lineage: Eukaryota; Metazoa; Arthropoda; Insecta; Diptera; Muscidae
Gene: Socs44A
Exons: 2
Coding region: 305-1276 (323 amino acids)
Biological process (GO): intracellular signal transduction; phosphatidylinositol phosphate biosynthetic process
Cellular component (GO): phosphatidylinositol 3-kinase complex
Molecular function (GO): 1-phosphatidylinositol-3-kinase regulator activity
Source: RefSeq, a predicted model, not a curated record
AUAUACUAGUCGAUAACAUCCAUUUACUCGCAUUUCGCACUACAAAGUGCAAAAAAACAAAAUAAGAACACAUACCCACAUACCACCAAAAACUUAAAAACUUAAUCAAAUAAAUCAUCAUCAGAAAUGUGUAUAUGUUUGCAUUUGUCGCCAAUAACUUGCUUAAAGCAAAAAGAAAUGAGAUACAGUGACUAAUAUCGCUAAGUGGAUAAACUACACUACCUAGUCUUGUGUUUUCAACUAGGUCCAAGAAUCCGCCGCAGGAGGCAGCAAUUAAGACAAAAAAGAACUAUUUGAACCGAGGAUGAGUUCGGAAAAAGAGAAGAAAAUCGGAUGGUUCCAUUCACUGACCAGGCGAAAGAAAUCUCAGUCACAAAAUUCGAUAAAUAUAAGCGCGACCGUAUCUGAUACUGAACCUACAAGUUCCUCCAUACAACAAAUGCAAAGCAAUAACAACAACACAAUUGAAGCUGCUGAAUCAGCUUGUAAUCCUGGAAGUGGCCGCAAACGUAAAGAAGAGAAAAAUGCAUUUCAACGUUUUAGAAAGAAAAUUGGCCUUAGAUUCUCUCUUAGACGGCGCAAGUCAUUCCAAGGUGACGGGGCGACUACAGAUGCUUCAUCUGAAUUCACAACGGCUUCUCCAAUACACGAACCACUGCAGUUCAAUUUCAAACGUAGUGUCACAACGGAUGAUGCUGACAUCGUUACACCAUUCUCAAAUGAUUUGAAACGUUUUAUCAAGAAGAAAUGGCUAGAACGCGAAGAUGGUCCCAAUCGCGUUAUGUACGAAGCAAGUUGUGAAAUGCUCAACCAAGUUUGGUAUUGGGGAGAAAUAUCAAGACGCGAUGCCCAAAAACAAUUAACCGACAAGCCAACCGGAUCAUUUCUAGUACGGGACUCUGAGACAAGUGGUUGUCAAUUCACGUUAUCAUUUCGCAUUGUCAAUGUGACACUGCACUAUCGACUAGAGUAUCGAAAUGACUAUUGGCAUUUUGAAGAGCUGCAAUAUGAAUCCAUAGUCGAGAUGAUCGAAGACAUAUUAUAUCGAUGUACAAAUGAUAAUUUUGUAUGUUUUGUUAAAGUACCAAAUGAAGUUCAACCACCGUUUCCGGUCAUAUUGAAAUAUCCUCUGAGUCGUUAUUUGAAUGUGCCAAAAUUACAAGAUCUAUGCCGCCGAGUUAUACAACGCACGACAAAAUUUGAAGACAUUGCCAAACUGUCAAUACCACCAGGUCUACAAGAAUAUUUAGCCGAAAAAAGAGAACUUGUAUUCUAAAAGAAUGGAGGUGAGGAAACAAACGAAAACCCCAAAAUAUGGCUUUUUUAAAAUUAUUUUUCGAAACUAUGUUAAUUCCUAGUAGGAUGUGAGUGGCUCUUAUUACUAAAGUAUUAGAAAAAUAAUCUCUUUUAUUAUAUACAUGCAUCACAUACAUAUAUAAAACCAAAGAUUUUACUGUUUAUGUUAUUCAUGAGUUGUUUCUUAAAAUUUUAUCAAGGUCUCCUGCGAUUACUUUGUUUUUAAGAAAGUAAAUAAGGAUUAUGAAAUAUGCCGAGUCAACCUAUUGAAACUAACUACACUGAAAUAAACUAUAUAAAAAAAAAAAAAAACAAACAUAUUUUGUCCUAUCAAAGCGUUGCUUUUAUCUCUCAAAUAUAAAAAUACUAUCUUUAUCUUUGUCUUCCUUAAAGCGCAACAAUUUUAUGUUCAACACCUGUUCUAUAUACUUUUACAAACAUAUUUAUAUGUUUUCUAU